UUAGGGCUGAGCAGUAGGACCCAGGGGCCUCCGCUGCCACCAAUAGUAGCGCGCACUUGGACCUAUUUGCAUGCAAUGCCUUCUGCUCUGCGCAUUAAUAGUAAUACAGAUAACGGGUUUGAAAGAAUUCUCUGCUGAAGAACGAUUGGAUUUUCCCAGGGUGCUGAUACUGAGAAGAAACGCGAUUUCACUCUCUCCCUCUCCCCAUUCUUACAUUUGUAAGUGUCAGGCCGCUUUUGCCUGGUUUAAACUCGGGAAGGUCUCCGGAGUGCACAGCAAAGUUGGAGGCUGUGCCCGCACACCAAGCCGCUGGAUUCCUGGAAACAGUCUUAAGGACGGAUAAAACCUAUCUGUGCCACUGGCGGGGUGUAAUGCAAGGAAGGGACAAAGAUGAAAUGGAAACAUGUUCCUUUUUUGGUCAUAACAUUACUGCUCAGCUUGUCAAAAGAACAGCUGCUCCUGUCACAGCUCAUUCCAGACCCUGAGGACCUAGAGAGGGGCACCGACAACGGGACGCCAAACCCCACCUCUGAUAACGAUGACAAUUCGCUGGGCUACACAGGCUCCCGUCUUCGUCAGGAAGAUUUUCCACCUCGCAUUGUUGAACACCCUUCAGACCUAAUUGUCUCAAAAGGAGAACCUGCAACUUUGAACUGUAAAGCUGAGGGCCGCCCCACACCGACUAUUGAAUGGUACAAAGGUGGGGAGAGAGUGGAGACAGACAAAGAUGACCCUCGCUCACACCGCAUGUUGUUGCCAAGUGGAUCUUUAUUUUUCUUACGAAUUGUACAUGGACGAAAAAGUAGGCCAGAUGAAGGGGUCUACAUCUGUGUAGCAAGAAAUUACCUCGGAGAGGCUGUGAGCCACAAUGCAUCGCUGGAGGUAGCCAUACUACGGGAUGACUUCAGACAAAAUCCCUCUGAUGUCAUGGUGGCAGUGGGGGAGCCCGCAGUGAUGGAGUGCCAGCCACCACGAGGCCAUCCUGAACCCACCAUUUCUUGGAAGAAAGAUGGCUCUCCACUGGACGACAAAGAUGAAAGGAUAACUAUACGAGGAGGAAAACUCAUGAUUACUUACACCCGCAAGAGUGAUGCUGGAAAGUAUGUGUGUGUUGGCACCAACAUGGUUGGGGAACGCGAGAGUGAAGUGGCGGAGCUGACCGUGUUGGAGAGACCAUCAUUUGUGAAGAGACCCAGUAACUUGGCAAUCACUGUGGAUGACAGCGCGGAGUUUAAAUGCGAGGCCCGAGGUGACCCUGUGCCUACAGUGCGGUGGAGGAAAGAUGACGGGGAACUGCCCAAAUCCAGAUAUGAAAUCAGAGAUGAUCAUACCUUGAAAAUCCGAAAGGUGAUGGCUGGUGACAUGGGGUCAUAUACUUGUGUUGCAGAAAAUAUGGUUGGAAAAGCUGAAGCAUCAGCUACUUUGACUGUCCAAGAACCUCCGCAUUUCGUUGUGAAGCCCCGUGACCAGGUUGUGGCCUUGGGCCGAACUGUAACUUUUCAGUGUGAAGCAACCGGAAAUCCUCAACCAGCUAUUUUUUGGAGGAGAGAGGGGAGUCAGAAUCUACUGUUUUCAUAUCAGCCACCACAGUCAUCCAGCCGUUUUUCAGUCUCCCAGACUGGUGAUCUCACUAUUACUAAUGUCCAGCGAUCUGAUGUUGGUUAUUAUAUCUGCCAGACUUUAAAUGUUGCCGGAAGUAUCAUCACAAAAGCAUAUUUGGAAGUUACUGAUGUGAUUGCAGACCGACCGCCCCCAGUCAUUCGACAAGGUCCUGUGAAUCAGACAGUAGCAGUGGAUGGUACCUUAGUGCUCAGCUGUGUGGCCACAGGCAGUCCAGUGCCCACAAUUCUGUGGAGAAAGGAUGGGGUUCUUGUUUCAACCCAAGAUUCUCGAAUUAAACAGCUCGAGACUGGAGUUCUGCAGAUCCGAUAUGCGAAGCUGGGUGACACUGGUCGGUACACCUGCAUCGCAACCACCCCCAGUGGUGAAGCAACAUGGAGUGCUUACAUUGAAGUCCAAGAAUUUGGAGUUCCAGUUCAGCCUCCAAGACCCACUGACCCAAAUUUAAUCCCUAGUGCCCCCUCCAAACCUGAAGUUAUAGAUGUCAGCAGAAAUACAGUAACAUUGUCAUGGCAACCAAACUUGAAUUCAGGUGCAACUCCAACAUCUUAUAUUCUAGAAGCCUUCAGCCAUGCAUCUGGUAGCAGUUGGCAGACUGUAGCAGAGAAUGUGAAAACAGAAACAUUUCCAAUUAAAGGACUCAAACCUAAUGCAAUUUACCUUUUCCUUGUGAGGGCAGCUAAUGCAUAUGGAAUUAGUGAUCCAAGCCAGAUAUCAGAUCCAGUGAAAACACAAGCUGUGGAAGGACAGGCUGAGGACUUGGAACUUAAAGGGAGUUCUUGUGAGUAUGUGGACCAACAGUCUCAGUAUAUUCAAGGAUAUAAAAUUCUUUAUCGGCCGUCUGGAGCCAACCAUGGGGAGUCGGAGUGGUUAGUUUUUGAAGUGAGGACGCCAACCAAAAAUAGCGUGGUUAUCCCUGAUCUCAAAAAGGGAGUCAACUAUGAAAUUAAGGCUCGUCCUUUUUUUAAUGAAUUUCAAGGAGCAGACAGUGAAAUUAAAUUUGCCAAAACCCUGGAAGAAGCACCCAGUGCCCCACCUCAAAGUGUAACUGUAUCAAAGAAUGAUGGAAAUGGAACUGCAAUUCUUGUUAGUUGGCAGCCUCCUCCAGAGGACACUCAAAAUGGAAUGGUCCAAGAGUACAAGGUUUGGUGUUUGGGAAAUGAAACUCGUUACCAUAUAAACAAGACGGUGGAUGGUUCCACAUUUUCUGUGGUCAUUCCCUCGCUGGUCCCCGGGAUCCGGUACAGUGUGGAGGUGGCAGCCAGCACGGGGGCUGGGCCAGGGGUGAAAAGCGAGCCGCAGUUUAUCCAGCUAGAUUCUCAUGGCAACCCCGUGUCACCAGAGGACCAGGUGAGCCUGGCUCAGCAGAUCUCCGACGUGGUGAAGCAGCCGGCAUUCAUCGCGGGCCUCGGGGCGGCCUGCUGGGUCAUCCUCAUGGUCUUCAGCAUCUGGCUCUAUCGGCACCGCAAGAAGAGAAAUGGGCUGACCAGUACCUACGCGGGUAUCAGGAAAGUCCCGUCUUUUACCUUCACACCAACAGUAACUUAUCAGAGAGGAGGCGAAGCUGUGAGCAGUGGAGGGAGGCCAGGACUUCUCAACAUCAGUGAACCUGCCGCCCAGCCCUGGCUGGCAGACACGUGGCCUAAUACUGGUAACAAUCACAAUGACUGCUCCAUCAACUGCUGUACAGCAGGCAGUGGGAACAGUGACAGCAACCUCACCACCUACAGUCGCCCAGCUGAUUGUAUAGCAAAUUAUAACAACCAACUGGAUAACAAACAAACAAAUCUGAUGCUCCCUGAGUCAACUGUUUAUGGUGAUGUGGACCUUAGUAACAAAAUCAAUGAGAUGAAAACCUUCAAUAGCCCAAAUCUGAAGGAUGGGCGUUUUGUCAAUCCAUCAGGGCAGCCUACUCCUUACGCCACCACCCAGCUCAUCCAGUCCAACCUCAGCAACAACAUGAACAAUGGCAGCGGGGACUCCGGCGAGAAGCACUGGAAGCCGCCCGGGCAGCAGAAACAAGAAAUGGCGCCAGUUCAGUAUAACAUCAUGGAGCAAAACAAACUGAACAAAGAUUAUCGAGCAAAUGACACAAUUCCUCCAACUAUCCCAUACAACCAAUCAUAUGACCAGAAUACAGGAGGAUCCUACAAUAGUUCCGACCGGGGCAGUAGUACAUCUGGGAGUCAAGGGCACAAGAAAGGGGCACGGACACCCAAAGUACCAAAACAAGGCGGCAUGAACUGGGCAGAUCUGCUUCCUCCUCCCCCGGCGCAUCCUCCUCCUCAUAGCAACAGCGAAGAGUUCAGUAUUUCUGUGGAUGAAAGCUAUGACCAAGAGAUGCCAUGUCCAGUGCCACCAGCGAGGAUGUAUUUACAACAAAAUGAACUAGAAGAGGAGGAAGAUGAACGAGGCCCCACUCCCCCCAUCCGAGGAGCAGCAUCUUCUCCGGCCGCUGUGUCUUACAGCCACCAGUCCACGGCCACCCUGACCCCAUCUCCACAGGAGGAGCUCCAGCCCAUGCUACAGGACUGCCCUGAGGAGACUGGCCACAUGCAGCACCAGCCCGACAGGAGACGGCAGCCUGUGAGCCCCCCGCCACCGCCUCGGCCGAUUUCCCCACCGCACACCUACGGCUACAUUUCAGGGCCCCUGGUCUCAGACAUGGAUACGGAUGCGCCCGAAGAGGAAGAGGACGAAGGCGACAUGGAAGUGGCCAAGAUGCAGACCAGAAGGCUUUUGUUGCGGGGGCUGGAGCAGACCCCGGCCUCCAGUGUUGGCGACCUGGAGAGCUCCGUCACCGGGUCCAUGAUCAACGGCUGGGGCUCAGCCUCCGAGGAGGACAACAUUUCCAGCGGGCGCUCCAGCGUCAGCUCUUCUGACGGCUCUCUUUUCACCGACGCUGACUUCGCCCAGGCGGUGGCGGCAGCGGCAGAGUAUGCUGGUCUGAAAGUGGCACGACGUCAAAUGCAGGACGCCGCGGGCCGCCGACACUUCCAUGCAUCCCAGUGCCCUCGGCCCACAAGUCCUGUUUCUACGGACAGCAACAUGAGCACCGCUGUGAUGCAGAAGGCCAGGCCAGCCAAGAAACCAAAACACCAGCCAGGACAUCUGCGCAGAGAAGCCUACACAGAUGAUCUUCCACCUCCUCCUGUGCCACCACCUGCUAUAAAGUCACCCACUGUCCAAUCCAAGGCACAACUGGAAGUACGACCUGUCAUGGUGCCAAAACUUCCCUGUACAGAAGCAAGAACAGACAGAUCAUCAGAUAGAAAAGGAGGCAAUUAUAAGGGGAGGGAAAUAUUGGAUGGAAGACAAGUUGCUGAAAUGCGAACAAAUCCAGGUGAACCCAGAGAAGCACAGGAGCAGCAAAAUGAUGGGAAAGGACGCGGAAACAAGGCAGCAAAACGAGACCUUCCACCAGCAAAGACUCAUCUCAUCCAAGAGGAUAUUCUACCUUACUGUAGACCUACUUUUCCGACAUCCAAUAAUCCCAGAGAUCCUAGUUCUUCAAGCUCAAUGUCAUCAAGGGGAUCAGGAAGCAGACAAAGAGAACAAGCAAAUGUAGGUCGAAGAAAUAUUGCAGAAAUGCAAGUUCUUGGAGGAUAUGAAAGAGGAGGAGAUAAUAAUGAAGAAUUAGAGGAAACUGAAAGCUGAAGACAACCAGAGAGGCUUGUGAGAUCUAAUGUGAAAAUUGUCAUUCAAGAUGCCUCAUGUCUGAUGACACAUGACGCCAGAUAAGAUGUUCAGUGCAAUCAGAGUGUACAAAUUGUCCUCUUACUGGAAUGCAUUUUUUAAAAUUUUACUGGGAUUUUAUUGUUGUUGUUUGAUCCCUAUCUCUAUGAGGAACCACCCUAGUCCUCUCACUGUUGGAACAAACCAUUACACUUACUUCCAGCAAGGGAAGUAUUUGAAAUCUUGCUUCCGUCAUCAGCCAGCAGAAGGGAACAGAAUAGUUCUUCUGCAUUUUGCCCCUGAGAUAUGGCAUUGCACUGCUUAUAUACCAAGCCAAUUUAUAGCAAAAUAUUGAUCAAAGAUACAAAGUUGAUUAAUCAACCUCAUGCCAAGGGCUCUGAAGAUAUAAUCUUUCUAUAACCAACUGCUAAUGCAAAUUAAAACAUACUUCAUUGUCACGUGAUUUUAAAAUCAGUCUUUCAUACCACCCUUUCCUGGGAGAAAAUAAAAAUACAGCAAAUGCAGAACAACCACAAUUAAUUUGAAUGGGGUAGAAACAUUGUAAAUAUAUUCUCUUUGCAACCCCUGGUGAUACUUUUUUUUCACUUCAUUUCAAUCACUGAAGUAUAUUCUUAUUGGAAAUGUUCGUCUUUUCGAUAAGUAGGGGGAAGCCAGUUGGAUCUCUGGUUGUCUAGUCAUUGCCAUAAGUAAGCCUAGCAAAAACCUUACUCUAUUUUUCAAUCAAAAACCGAUUAAAACUGCAUAUUACAAACAAAUGGAUGUUUUUAAUGACCAAUUGAAUAAGAACAUCCCUAUCUUAACUGGCCUGAAUUUCUUCUGGUAGUGUCAGUUCAACUUUCAGAAGUGCCACUUAAGGAAGUCUGAUUUUUGUUUUUGUAAUGCACUGUUUUUUAAACUUUUUUUUUUUUUUGGUUUUAAAAGCACAAUCACUAAACUUUAUUUGUAAACCAUUGUAACUAUUAACCUUUUUUGUCUUAUUGAAAAAAAAAUGUUGAGAAGCGUUUUUAACCUGUUUUGUUAAUGCUCUAUGUUUGUAUUUGGAAUAUUUGAAUGAUGACAGAUGGUGAAGUAACGUGCGUACUUAUUGUGGCCAUAAACCCAGGGGUUCUUACUUUUCCUGGACUUAAGGAAAAAGAGAUUUGUUUGUUGUGGCCAAUGUUGAAACUUACAAGAUUUCCUUAUAAGCUCAAAUAGAGGCAUUAUGUGCUUUGUUUUGCCAAAUGAUGCCCUCUGACUGUAUGGUCCCUUUUUUUCAUUAUAUAAAUUUUAUUGACUUUAUAAUUGGUGCUAUUUGAAGAAAAAAAUGUACACUUAUUCCUACACAGGUAUCAAGCCUGACCCACUGGAAAACAAAGCCAAACAAAACGGAGCCACAAAAGAAAAAAAAGCUGGUAUUCACCAAAAACUAAAUGUGUUCACUUAGAUAAUUGAAAAGUUACAUAGAAAGGGUGUGCAGUACUAAGGGAACAAUCCAUGUGAUUAAUGUUUUCAUUAUGUUCAUGUAAGAAGCCUCUUAUUUUUAGCCAUAAUUUUGCAUACUGAAAAUCCAGUAAUCAAAAAAGUAAUUUUGUCACAUUAUUUAUUAAAAAUGUUCUCAAAUACAU
This is a messenger RNA of Myotis davidii, 6920 nucleotides long. RefSeq names its product roundabout guidance receptor 1 (gene ROBO1). The transcript has 31 exons. Gene Ontology annotation, cellular component: plasma membrane; axon. The coding region runs from base 391 to 5277 and encodes 1628 amino acids. Gene Ontology annotation, molecular function: axon guidance receptor activity; protein binding. Lineage: Eukaryota; Metazoa; Chordata; Mammalia; Chiroptera; Vespertilionidae. The record is from RefSeq and is a predicted model, not a curated record. Gene Ontology annotation, biological process: Roundabout signaling pathway; axon guidance; cell-cell adhesion.